ACCUCGGACAUCCAAAUCUAAAUAAACUGACCCGGGCAAACAGUAGAACAGACCGUCCCCUCCUCUCUUCAAGAUCCUCGGAGGCCAUUGAUGGGGAGCUCUGUUCUGUUAUUAGAGAUCCAAAUCCCCUGAAAACGACCCUUUUCCAUGUUCUUUCUUCCACGGCAGCCGCCAAAGCACCAACCGCCAUCCACCCAUCUUCGGUUACUCCCUCGGUGCGCAUUAACGACAAGACAGAUCGUUUUCUGCACUCGGGUUUUUUUGUCAAAUGAGAUUUCAACACACGGGACGUUGAAUAAGCUGUCCCGGUAUGAAUAUUCUUUCUAGGUAAUCCCAGAUGAGUCCGAGCAGAACGCUUUGUCAUUGCACAAGUGGCGGGGUCUCAUCGGAUCCGCCUCCUCGAAGGACUGUGAGCUCAUCAGAUUUUUUUGGAGUUUGGGGUCGUUGACUUAUGGCCGAUAGGAGCUCAGGUUUAAGCUCUCGCUCUGCUCGUGGAUCCAACUUCCGGCGGUUCAAAUCGUUCCUCGAAGAUAUGAAUCACUAGGCAAGCUUACGAAGAAAGGACUUGUUCGGUUCUGGAUCGGUCCCUGAGAAGUAUAUUUAAUCAGAAGCUUCCUGUCACUCCCAACCUUUAGAAGAUUAGAGUGCUCCUUGUUCGAUCCUAUAUCAAUGGGCUUAUGGACCCGAAAGAUAUUUGGCUUCUCCCUCUCUCUUAUCCUCAUCAACAUGGCCGCUAUCAUGGAGAAGGCCGAUGAGAACCUCCUCCCUGCAGUGUACAAAGAAGUGAGCGAGGCCUUCAAUGCAGGCCCGUCCGAUUUGGGCUACCUGACCUUCAUAAGGAACUUCGUUCAGGGAAUGGCAUCACCCCUGGCUGGAAUCCUAGUCAUAAACUACGAUCGGCCCACUGUGCUAGCAAUUGGCACUCUCUGCUGGGCAUUGUCCACUGCUGCAGUCGGGGCAAGCCAGGAGUUCCUUCAGGUCGCGUUUUGGAGGGCUGUGAACGGGUUUGGGCUUGCGAUUGUGAUCCCAGCCCUCCAGUCUUUCAUUGCAGAUAGCUAUAGUGAUGGCGUGAGGGGUGCUGGCUUUGGGUUCCUGAGCCUUGUGGGAUCAUUUGGUGGCAUAGGAGGGGGAGUCCUGGCGACAGUUAUGGCUGGUCAGUAUUUCUGGGGGAUUCCCGGGUGGAGAUGCGCAUUCAUCAUGAUGGCAAUGCUCAGCGCGUUGAUCGGGUUUCUCGUAUUUGUAUUUGUUAUUGACCCGAGAAAGACUAGCAGUUUCCGGAGUCAUGAUUCUGCAGAUAGGGAGGAUCUGUUAGGGAAGGGGUCCCGUGUGAAAUCGGUUUGGGUCGAGUCUUGGGCUGCCAUGAAAGCUGUAAUGAAGGUCAAAACAUUUCAGAUCAUCGUCCUACAGGGGAUCGUUGGUUCGCUACCAUGGACAGCAAUGGUUUUCUUCACCAUGUGGUUUGAAUUAAUUGGUUUUGAUAACAAUGCAUCAGCAGCCCUCCUGAGUGUCUUUGCAGUGGGAUGUGCUGUAGGAUCCUUGCUUGGAGGACUCAUAGCUGAUCGGGUUUCCCAGGUCUACCCGCACUCAGGCCGAAUUAUGUGCGCGCAGUUCAGCGCCUUCAUGGGGAUCCCAUUCUCAUGGUUCCUGCUCCGGGUGAUCCCACAGACAGUUGCCAGCUGGCCCACCUAUGCCGCUACGCUUCUCAUCAUGGGCCUCACCAUUAGCUGGAAUGCCUCCGCUGCAAAUGGGCCUAUGUUUGCCGAGGUUGUCCCAGCUAAGCACCGGACCAUGAUCUAUGCCUUUGAUCGUGCCUUUGAGGGGUCAUUCUCCUCCUUCGCCGCUCCUUUGGUUGGGAUCCUCUCAGAAAGGAUUUAUGGUUAUGACGCCAAGUCUGUGGACCCCAUGAAGGGCUCUACCAGAGAGGCUUUCGCCCUGUCGAAGGGGCUCCUCUCGAUGAUGGCAGUCCCAUUCGGUCUGUGUUGCCUGUGUUACACGCCCCUGUACAAGAUCUUCAGGCAAGACCGAGAAAAUGCGAGGCUCUCAAGCAUUAAAGAGGAGGAAAUGACAUGAAUCGUUGAACUACUGUCUUGGCGGGGACAUCAUUUGUGAAGUUUGAUUUUCCAGCAAUGGCAAAAUUUCUGGGUUGACCGAUAGUUCAACACGAGGGAGGAACAUUGCCUAUCGGGAUUCCAGUUUUUCCAGAGCUUGGAUUCUUCUCUCCUUGCCAGAGAUCGGAGUUUGUUUUCAAUUCUUAACCGAGACUGGGGACGCUUUUCACAGAAUGAUGCUUAGGAUUUUAGCUUAGAGGCCGUUGCCAUGCAACUAUCAUCAAUAACAGGUCUUAUAGUCACGACUAUAACUAUAAUCUGUUUUGAUUCAUUCAGCAGUUUGUACGAUAAGUGAGCUUACAAUUAUUUGUUCCUCGAGGCCUGUAUGUUUCUCAAUAAGUUUCCCAUCCGAUUA
This is a messenger RNA of Punica granatum (pomegranate), 2463 nucleotides long. NCBI's taxonomy places the organism in Eukaryota, Viridiplantae, Streptophyta, Magnoliopsida, Myrtales, Lythraceae. The record is from RefSeq and is a predicted model, not a curated record.